CGUGGUCGCAAGGAAGUUAGCCAGCGAAUAGCAAAUAGAAAGUGCUAAGGAAUAAGGAGAAUGGAAACACGUUAUGCUAACGUGAAUUAGAGUUAGUUUUGCCUUUUUAAAUGUGGUGAUCUUUAGUUGGCUCAAUGCGCUCACAUGAACACGGUGAUAUGGAGUCAAAAUUAAAAGUUCACAGACUCCACAUGUGAUCAGGCUCUCUGUCCGAGAAUUCAGCAGGAUGGCGCCUAACCUACCAUAGUGAGCCCUUUUGUCAAAUCAAGUCAUGUCGCUUCAGUUUGUGUAUAGCAACAAGGACUUUGUCACAGAUGUGCGUCGGAGCAGUGGAAACAGUCUUGAAAAGACCCCAACACCAUCCAACUUUGACACAACCAUCCAAGUCGGAUGGACAGACAGGAUGGACAGGGGGCUCUUUCGAUAUCAUCUGGGUGAUUUGCAAACGCGUAUCCUGCCAGGCCCACAUGGCUUUGUGGCCCAGCUGAAUAUUCAGAGAGGAGUGGAGAGAAGAAAGCCCCAGGAGAUACUGAGCAUUCAGCAGGAGUUCAACGCUAAGCAGUUUAAUUUUAACAAAAUCAAUCCCCAAGAAGUCAUUUUUGAAAUGAUCAAAGACACUGAGGGAGGAGAUGAAAACAGGCAGUUGCACGAGCCCUGCAGGAUGGUUGUGCUGGUUAAUGUCAGCCCAUUGGAGUUUGGACAUUGUCUCUUUGUUCCAGAUCCUUCACGCUGUUUUCAACAGGUCCUGACAACGUUUGCCAUCCAGGUUGGUAUUGAAACUGUGCUCCUGAGCUCUGAUCCUGGCUUCCGUGUGGGGUUCAACAGUCUUGGAGCAUUUGCGUCUGUCAAUCACUUACACAUGCAUGGCUAUUACCUGGACCACGAGCUCAAGGUGGAAUCUGUGCCAGUCAAGCCACUGGUCCCUGAAAAGGGGUUAUAUUGCUUGUUGGACUUUCCUGGAGGCUUUUUGUUUUACACAGAAUCAGACCGGGUGGACAGAGUUGCCAGAAUCAUUUGUCAAGUCACAAACUUUCUUGUGGAUGGUAAUAUUGCUCACAAUCUGUUCUUGACUAGAGGAUGUCCACCCUGUGACUGCAUGCAGAAGGAAGAAGAUCUCCGCUCUAGAAAAGGGGUUCGUAUCGUUAUAUGGCCCAGAAUAUCGUGCUUCGGUGCCAAGGAAGAGUCUGCCUUUAAUGUUGCUCUUUGUGAACUGGCUGGACAUUUACCCUUUAAGAAUAAGAAAGACUAUGAGCUCACUACUGAGAAAGAUGUAAUAGAUAUCAUCCAGAGGUAUCUUCUGCCCGAUGCAGAGUUUCACGCUUUGGAACAGCAGCUUACACGUCAUUUGAUGGGUUUAUAAUGCAUCCACAUCAAAGUCUUAGUUCCAGUCAGCUAGAUUAAAAGCUACACAUUCAUCGCAGUUUCCGCAGAAAUCCAGUUCUAAAAUGUGCAUGCGAGUUUUCAGUGACAUCAGUCAAGAAUAUGACUAUCUUCACACUGGAUGGGUGCAAUGUUGAAUGUCCUUUUCUGCAUGUAAAUAUAACAAUGGAUGUAAACAAAAAUGCUGAAUAUAAUUAUCAUUAAGGUCAUAUUUAAUGGACUAAUGGAUAUGUUACAUUAAAACUGGAUUCAGAUAAAA
This is a messenger RNA of Scatophagus argus, 1639 nucleotides long. It is a transcript of the gene gdpgp1, whose product is annotated as GDP-D-glucose phosphorylase 1. The coding region runs from base 272 to 1360 and encodes 362 amino acids. The transcript is spliced from 2 exons. Lineage: Eukaryota; Metazoa; Chordata; Actinopteri; Scatophagidae. Gene Ontology annotation, biological process: glucose metabolic process. Gene Ontology annotation, cellular component: cytoplasm. The record is from RefSeq and is a predicted model, not a curated record. Gene Ontology annotation, molecular function: GDP-D-glucose phosphorylase activity.